Molecule: messenger RNA, 766 nt
Organism: Papilio xuthus (Asian swallowtail)
Lineage: Eukaryota; Metazoa; Arthropoda; Insecta; Lepidoptera; Papilionidae
Product: ETS translocation variant 4
Exons: 7
Coding region: 65-766 (233 amino acids)
Biological process (GO): regulation of transcription by RNA polymerase II; cell differentiation
Cellular component (GO): nucleus
Molecular function (GO): sequence-specific DNA binding; DNA-binding transcription factor activity, RNA polymerase II-specific
Source: RefSeq, a predicted model, not a curated record
ACUUGAAGACAUUCUGGUUCUAGAUGGUGUCAGCCGGUAUCCUCGCGAUGUCCUGAGCGGCGCAAUGGCGCAGCCGCCCUACGCCCUGCCCUGGGGCAUACACUACCAACACAGUUGCAAAAGUGACAGUGAAGAAGUCAGACCUGACUACAGGGAACAUUAUAAUUUGCACAGAUGCAGUUCUUUGGGCAAAUGCGGGGAGGAGGAACCGCGCGAGGAGACCGUAUCCAGCUCGGAACAACCUUGGGGAGACAAGAUGGUGAGCAGCUCUCUGUGUCCAACUCGAGCUGACGCCGCCUCACCCCCACACCACGUCACCACCACGCACACUGGCAGCGGUCGUCGCGGCGCGCUCCAACUGUGGCAAUUCCUGGUAUCUCUGCUGGCCGAGGGCGCGCGCUGCGUCGCCUGGACAGGCCGAGGACUUGAGUUCAAAUUGCACGAACCUGAGGAAGUGGCGCGGCGCUGGGGCGCACAGAAGAACAGGCCUGCUAUGAACUAUGACAAGCUCUCUCGCUCUUUACGCUACUACUAUGAGAAAGGCAUCAUGCAGAAGGUCGCCGGAGAGCGAUACGUCUACAAGUUCGUUUGUGACCCGGAGGCGCUGUUCAGCAUGGCACGUCCCGCGCCCCCCGCUGCACCCUACGACGUGCUAUCACAGCUGUACGGGGGGUGCGUGUACCCGCCGUGCCUGCCGCCCGCCGCGCCCUCACCCCCCGACUACAGGCGCUACUAUGACGGACAUUACGACACAUCUAGUGUUUGA